This is a messenger RNA of Durusdinium trenchii, 2038 nucleotides long. The record is from the annotation of a GenBank genome assembly. NCBI's taxonomy places the organism in Eukaryota, Dinophyceae, Suessiales, Symbiodiniaceae.
GAACAAUCAAGUCGAAUCAUUGCAUGAAGGCAAAGGCAACUCAUUUUGAAUUGCAAGACGGCAGGCCUCAGGAGUCAUUGAUGUGUGUGAAAUCUGCAACAUGGACAUAGGUUGUGUUUGUGUUUAGCCAUCAGCGCCAUGUCGUUCUGGGAGGUGGUGGGUGGGGCCGACAAAGGCGGGAUUUUGGUCCGGGAGGGCCAGAGUUUGAAGUCUACUGAGUUGUCUGGGCGGCUCUCCACUGGUGCAAUUCUUGGCGAGUUGGAACGGGCGGGUGAGCGGCUGAAGUAUUGCUUGCUGAAAGGCACAGGACCAGCAGAGGGGUGGGUGAGCCUUAAGAUUGCUGGUAAAGAGCUUGUCCAGCCCACUUCUACGCCUGAAGGAAAGCCAGAAGUGCUGGAGCCGUUCCCCAAAGAGGUGAAGCACUUGGUGCCGGAAUCUUCGCCUUUUCCUUUCCCAAGCGGCCGAUGUUUUGGAAAAGAUGGAAAGAUGAAGAUGCUCUACUUGCACGGUGGCGGGGUAAGCAAAACUGUUGCCCAGAUGCAGCUCAAUAGUACUUUCAAGGAAAUCCCGCAAAAGAAGCAGUUGGACUGGACUAUUUGGACUGGUCCUCAUGCUGUGCCAUUAGGCUGGAACGGCGACUUUUCAUUGAAGCCCUUCGGUCCCAAUUUUACGGUCUACUUCGAGCGCCUGCCGUUUGCAAAUUGCCAGUGGGAAACCUGGGAAGGCCUUGAGAAGACCCUCGUUGAAUUCAAGAAAUUCAUCAAGGAGAAUGGGCCCUUUGAUGGUGCCAUGGGCUUUGACAUGGGCGGAGAAUUCUUAGUCCACGUGGCAAAAAUGGCCACCGAGGGGGACCCCGAGCUGCAAGGGGCUUUCCGCUUCUUGAUCCUCUUCACCACAACCGCACCGAAACAUUUGUCUCCGAUGGGCAGGGAGCGAAUCAAAGCCCCUCUACAGAUCCCAAGUGUUUGCAGCUGGUCCAACUCAGAUGAAAACCAUCCGUACAUGGAGUAUGAAGAGCUUCCACUCUUUAUCCACCCAGACUUCAGAGAAGUGAUUGUCCACAAAGAUGGACACAAGCCACCGCUUCUCAAGAAGGAUCAACCUGAGUUCUGGCGACUUGCACGAUUCCUAGAUGCUAUGGAAAAGGGAAAUGUAUUCACACCCACAGAUCAUGAGGACAAUGGUGUGCGCAGGAGUCUGUGGCUGCCCGUUCAAAGAGGUUUGGCUUCUGAGCCUCCUGCUGGCAAGAGGCAGUUGCUAGUGGUUCCAGAUCCUUUGGGAGCAGGGCCAGACUUGCACAGAGUGAUGGAUGCCUUGCAGGCGAUGCAAGCCAAGGGUGAAGCCCUUGAAUUCAAGGGAGAGCCAUUUGUGAGCAGUGGCUCUCCCCCAAAGCCAAUCCAGAGACUGGCCUUGCUGAUGGAGCUGUGCCAGGCGUCACAUGAGGUUUUCUCGAAAGAUGGCUCUGACCUUGAUGUUCAACACGUGACUUUCACUGAGGACCAGAAGAUUAAUUGGCAUUGCCAAGCGUCCGAAGUCCCUUCACGUCAGCUUCUCAGCAAAGAUAUUGUUCAGGAUGAAGAGCACGACCUGCGGGUUAGGGCUUUGGCCACCAAACUUUUGGAGUCGAUCAAAGUCUCUGGAGGCCCUGGCCCGGCACUUGUAGGAUUCGCCAGUGGUGCCUUUAUCGCCUUUGCCAUGGCCCGAGAGCUGGUGGCUACAGGUGUUAAGCCCUUGGGCUUGUGGCUGGUGAAUCCACCACUACGUUUACCUUGGUCCAUGACCGCAACGCCUUGUUGUCUCAAGGACUGCCCUGUGCAGGUGCUUGUUGACCAGGAUUCGACGUAUGGUCCGCCAUGGAGAUAUGAGGUGGCGACCUUUGGCCCCUUCUCAACAGCCGUCUAUGUCGACUUAAAUGAUAUGGCUUCAAAGGUUGUGUCAGCUCUUCGUGGUUCAUAAGAAUCGCUUUUACAUUUCAAAGGCCCUCUCAAGCUGGGACCUUUGGAACAGCAGCAAGGAUUUGCAUUAGAAUAGCUUGAGA